AUGAGUGUACCAACUAGACCAUUGACUUUAUCUCAUGGUUCUAUGGAAAAUGUAUUAUUCAUUCCAACAGACUUUUAUUUUACAGCUUCUCAAUUGAAGGAUCAAUUUAGUAAAACUUUACCAGAACCUACUGAGAAUUUCGAUUCUGACAAUGAACCUUCUUCUCCAGUUGAGUUACUUGGAUCUUUCUUAGGUUACAUCUCUGAUUUGAUCUCAGCUAAUAAUCUGUCGACCGAUGAUUCUAUACAGUUUAGAAAAGUAUUGGAUGUAUCAUUAACUGAAUUAGAAAAUACUUAUUUACAAGGAAAUGAUAUUCAUGCUUUGGCUUCAAAUUUAUUAAAAGAAAAUGAUAUUAAUGAUGAUAAUGAUUCUAAUGAAUCUUCAGAAAACGAUAUUGUCUCGUUCUCUUCAACUACUCCAGAAAAGGUCAAACUUUUAAUCAAAAAUUAUAUUAAGACAAGAGUAGUAGCAAAUAAACCUUUCUUAAAAUCCAAUUCUGCCUUAUUCAAAUCUGUAGAAAAUGGCGAUUUAACUAAAAUUAUAGCAAUUUUUGGUGGUCAAGGUAAUACAGAUGAUUAUUUUGAAGAAUUACGUGAAUUAUAUCAAACUUAUGAUGUUUUAAUUUCAGAUGUUAUUCAAUUCUCAGCAGAUACUUUGAUUCAAUUAAUUAAGACUACCAAGGAUACUGAAAAAAUUUAUACCCAAGGUUUUAAUAUUUUAAAAUGGUUGAGAAACCCAUCAUUAACUCCUGAUUUAGAUUACUUAUUAUCAAUUCCUAUCUCUUGUCCUUUAAUCGGUGUCAUACAAUUAAUACACUACGCUUUAACUGCAAGGUUAUUAGGUUUCACUCCUGGUGAAUUAAGAUCUCAUUUCAAAGGUGCUACUGGUCAUUCUCAAGGUUUAGUUACCGCUGUGGCUAUCACUGAAGCUGAUUCUUGGGAAUCUUUUUUCCAUUCAGCUAAGAAGGCAAUUUCUUUAUUGUUCUUCAUUGGUGUACGUUGUCAUUUAACAUACCCAAAUACCGAUUUGCCACCAUCCAUUUUCGAAGAUUCCAUUGAAAAUGGUGAAGGUACUCCAUCUCCAAUGUUGGCAAUCUCUAACUUAACAAAAGACCAAGUCCAAAGUUUUGUGGAUAAGACUAAUGCCCAUUUACCAAAAGAAAAACACAUUAACAUUUCUUUAGUUAACGGUGCUAGAAAUUUGGUCGUUUCCGGCCCUCCUCAAUCAUUAUACGGUCUAAACUUGACUUUAAGAAAGGCUAAAGCUCCAGCUGGUCUUGAUCAAUCAAGAAUUCCUUACAGCGAAAGAAAAUUGAGAAUUUCAAAUAGAUUCUUACCAGUCACUUCUCCAUUCCACUGUUCAUUAUUAGCGGGUGCAGGUCCAUUGAUAGAAAAAGAUUUAGCUGCUAAUGACAUUGAAUUUAAGCAAGAAGAUUUGAAAAUUCCAGUUUAUGAUACAUAUGAUGGUACAUCUUUAAGAGAUUAUAAGGGAUCCAUUACAAGUAGAAUCACUGAAUGUAUCAUUACAUUACCAGUCAACUGGGAAACAGCUACAAAUGUACCAUGUACUCACAUUUUAGAUUUUGGUCCAGGUGGUGCCUCAGGUUUAGGUGUUCUUACUUAUCGUAACAAAGAUGGUACUGGUGUUCGUGUCAUAGUUGCUGGUACACUAGAUAACAACCCAGAUGACGAAUAUGGUUUUAAACAAGAAAUGUUCGAUGUAACCAAGGAAGGUUUGAAGAGAAACCAAAAUUGGUUAGAAGAGUACCAUCCAAAAUUAAUCAAGAACAAAGCAGGAAAGGUUUAUGUCCAAACUAAAUAUUCCAAAUUAGUAGGUAGAGCACCAUUAUUAGUUCCUGGUAUGACUCCAACAACUGUUUCCCCGGAUUUCGUUGCUGCAACUAUCAAUGCAGGUUAUACCAUCGAAUUAGCAGGUGGUGGUUACUUUUCACCAGAUGGUAUGAAGAAAGCUAUUGAUUCGGUUAUCUCUCAAGUUAAGGAAGGUUAUAGUUUGGGUAUUAAUUUAAUUUAUGUUAAUCCAAGAAUGUUACAGUGGGGUAUUCCAUUGAUCAAAGAAUUAAGAGAAAAGGGUUAUCCAAUCCAACAUUUAACUAUUGGUGCUGGUGUUCCAUCAUUAGAAGUCGCAUCUGAAUAUAUCGAAACCUUAGGUCUAACACAUUUAGAUUUAAAACCAGGUUCUAUCGACGCCAUUAGCCAGGUUAUCAAUAUUGCAAAGGCCCAUCCAAACUUCCCAAUUGUCUUACAGUGGACUGGUGGUAGAGGUGGUGGUCAUCAUUCAUUUGAAGAUUUCCACUCUCCAAUUUUACAAAUGUAUUCUAAAAUUAGAAGACAAAGCAACAUCAUUUUAAUUGCUGGUUCAGGUUUCGGUUCAGCUGAAGAUACUUAUCCUUAUUUAACCGGUGAAUGGUCCACUAAAUUCAAUUAUCCUCCAAUGCCUUUUGAUGGUUUCUUAUUUGGUUCUAGAGUCAUGAUUGCCAAAGAAGCCAAAACUUCUCCUGCUGCUAAGAAAUUAAUUUCUGAGUGUCCUGGUGUUUCAGAUAGUCAAUGGGAAAACACAUACAAAAAACCAACAGGUGGUAUUAUAACUGUUCGUUCCGAAAUGGGUGAACCAAUUCAUAAAAUUGCCACACGCUGUGUUCUUUUCUGGAAAGAAAUGGAUGAUACUAUUUUCAGUUUGCCAAAGAACAAGAUUCAAGCUGCCAUUGAUGCUAAGAGAGAUUACAUUAUUUCCAAGUUAAACUCUGAUUCACAAAAACCAUGGUUUGCAACUGUUAAUGGCGAAGUAAGAGAUUUAACAACAAUGACUUAUUCUGAAGUUGCUCAAAGAUUGGUUGAAUUGUUGUACAUCAGAUCUACAAAUUCUUGGAUUGAUGCGACUCUAAGAAACUUUACAGGCGACUUUUUACGUCGUAUUGAAGAACGUUUCACCAAAACCAAAACCUUAUCGUUGGUACAAUCUUACUCAAUCUUGAGUAACCCUGAUAAGGCUAUUGAAACAAUUUUCAAUGCUUAUCCAGCUGCCAAAGACCAAUUUUUGAAUGCCCAAGAUAUUGAUUACUUCUUAAACAUGUGUCAAAGUCCGGUUCAGAAGCCAGUUCCAUUUGUUCCAGUUUUAGAUCACAGAUUUGAAUUUUUCUUCAAGAAAGAUUCUUUAUGGCAAAGUGAAAGUUUGGAAAGUGUUGUUGACGAAGAUGUCCAGAGAACAUGUAUUCUUCACGGCCCAGUUGCUGCUCAAACUACUAAGGUAGUUGAUGAACCAAUUAAAGUUAUUUUAGAUAACAUCCAUAACGGUCAUAUUGAAAGAUUAUUAAAGGAAAAGUAUUCUAAUGAUGAAUCCAAGAUUCCAGUUGUAGAAUACUUUGGUGGUCAAGAUUUGGUCCCUGUUGACGUAAAAUGCGAAAGAACUUCUAACAAAAUCACAAUUCAUGCUUCAUCCAAAACUGACGAAAAAUCAUGGUUUGCUUUAUUGGCUGGUACCACUAAGAGUUGGAGAUCUGCCUUCUUCAGAACUCCUAGAAUUGCUCAAGGAAGUUUGUAUGCUGAAAAUCCAACCACUAAAAUAUUUAAACCUUGUGACAAUAUGCGCUUAGAAAUCACCAAUCCAGAUGAACCUAACAAGACUGUUUUUACAUUAUUUGAAAGAGUUAGCGGUGAAAUUAAACCUACUGUAAUUUUAAAGUUAGCAGAAGAGAAUUUAAUCCAAAUGGAGUUAUUAGAGAACAGAACAAUGGAUACCAAGGUUGUUUCACUACCAUUAUUAUACAAAUACAACACAGAUGAUGGUUUCAACCCAAUUUCUGAAGUAAUGGAUGACAGAAAUAAACGUAUCAAGGAAAUGUAUUGGAAGCUAUGGUUAGAUGAGCCAUUCAACCUUGAUUUCAGUCCACGAGAUGUUAUCAGAGGGGAUGACUUUACAGUUCGUUCUGAAAACAUUUCCGAAUUUGCUCAUGUUAUCGGUAAUAACUGUGAAGAUUUUGUUUCAAGAUCUGGUAGAAAAAUGUUAGCUCCAAUGGAUUUUGCUAUCGUAGUAGGCUGGAGAGUUAUAAUAAAGGCAAUCUUCCCUAAUGUUGUCGAUGGUGACUUGUUGAAGUUAGUUCAUUUGUCAAAUGGUUACAAAAUGCACACCAGUGCAAGACCAUUGCAAGAAGGUGAUGUUAUAUCAACUUCUGCUGUCGUAAAAUCUGUAGUCAACCAACCUACUGGUAAGAUUGUUGAAGUUGUUGGAUUUUUAACUAGAGAUGGUCAACCUGUUAUGGACGUUACUUCUUCUUUCUUCUAUAGAGGUAAAUAUUCAGAUUUCGAAAACACUUUCCAGAAGACAGUAGAUCCUGUACAUGAAGUUCAAAUCAAAUCACCAAAAGAUAUUGCCGUUCUACGUUCCAAAGAAUGGUUUCAAUUGGAUGAUGAAGAUAUUGAUUUGAUUGGUAAAACUUUAACAUUCCAAACUGAAACUGAAGUCACAUUUAAAAACGCAACUGUUUUCUCUAGUGUCAAAUGUCUAGGUAGUAUUAAGAUGGAAUUACCAACCAGAGAAAAAGUUGAAAUUGGUGUCGUUGAUUAUGAAGCUGGUGAAUCAUAUGGUAACCCUGUUGUUGAAUACUUAAAGAGAAAUGGUACCACACUUGAACAAAAGGUUAACCUAGAGAAUGCUAUUCCAAUUGCUGUAUUGGAUACUCAAGCUCCAAGUACCAAUGAAGCUUAUGGUAGGGUUUCUGGUGACUUAAACCCAAUUCAUGUUUCUCGUCACUUCGCUGCUUAUGCCGCAUUACCAGGUACAAUUACCCAUGGUAUGUAUUCAUCUGCAUCUGUCCGUGCCUUAAUUGAGAACUGGGCUGCUGAUAGUGUUUCUUCAAGAGUUCGUUCAUACAACUGUAACUUUGUAAGCAUGGUUUUACCAAAUACCUUAUUGAAAACUUCUAUCCAACAUGUUGGUAUGAUUAAUGGUCGUAAAUUAAUUAAGUUUGAAACAAAGAAUGACGAAGAUGUCGUCGUAUUGAAUGGUGAAGCUGAAGUUGAUCAACCGGUCUCUGCAUUUGUUUUUACUGGUCAAGGUUCUCAAGAACAAGGUAUGGGUAUGGAUCUAUAUCAAAGUUCCGAUGUUGCUAAAGCUGUUUGGGAUAGAGCUGACAUUCACUUUAAAAAUACAUAUGGUUUUUCUAUUUUGGAUAUUGUCAAGAACAAUCCAAAAGAAUUGACUGUUUACUUUGGUGGUGAAAAAGGUAGAAAGAUCAGAGAAAACUACACUCAAAUGGUUUUUGAAACAAUUAUAGAUGGUGAAGUUAAAUCUGAAAAGAUUUUCAAAGAAAUUGAAAACGAUACAACAUCUUUUACCUUCAGAUCACCAAGUGGGUUAUUAUCUGCCACCCAAUUCACUCAACCAGCCUUGACAUUAAUGGAAAAAGCAUCCUAUGAAGAUUUGAAAUCUAAGGGUCUGAUUCCAAAAUCAGCUGCAUUUGCAGGUCAUUCUUUGGGUGAAUAUGCUGCAUUGGCUGCUCUAGCUGAUAUCAUGUCUAUUGAAUCUUUGGUUGAAGUUGUGUUCUACAGAGGUAUGACAAUGCAAGUUGCUGUUCCAAGAGAUGAGUUGGGUAGAUCCAACUACGGUAUGGUUGCUGCUAACCCAAGCAGAGUUUCCCCUAACUUUAGUCAAGAUGCUUUGAAAUUUAUUGUUGAAAAGAUUAGCGCUAAGACUGAAUGGUUAUUAGAAAUUGUCAACUUCAACGUUGAAGAUCAACAGUAUGUUGUUGCCGGUGACUUAAGAGCUUUGGACACUUUGACAAAUGUAUUAAACUUUAUCAAGAUCCAAAAGAUCGAUAUUGUCAAGCUUCAAGAAUCCAUGUCUAUUGAAGAAGUUGAAGCUCACUUAUUUGAGAUUAUUGGUGAAGUUUCUGAAAAGUCUUUGGCCAAGCCACAACCAAUUGAAUUGGAAAGAGGUUACGCUUGUAUUCCUUUACGUGGUAUUUCUGUUCCAUUCCAUUCCUCUUAUCUAAGAAAUGGUGUUAAGCCAUUCAAGAGUUUCUUGGAAAGAAAUAUCUUAAAGGAAAACGUUAAACCAAAGAGAUUAAUUGGUAAAUAUAUUCCAAACUUGACUGCCAAGCCAUUUGAAAUUACCAAGGAGUACUUCCAAGAUGUCUAUGAAUUAACUGGCUCUGAAAAGAUUAAAAACAUUAUCGAUAACUGGGAAUCUUAUGAUACCAAAGAAUAA
Molecule: messenger RNA, 6222 nt
Organism: Vanderwaltozyma polyspora DSM 70294
Lineage: Eukaryota; Fungi; Ascomycota; Saccharomycetes; Saccharomycetales; Saccharomycetaceae
Gene: FAS1
Product: tetrafunctional fatty acid synthase subunit FAS1
Exons: 1
Coding region: 1-6222 (2073 amino acids)
Biological process (GO): long-chain fatty acid biosynthetic process
Cellular component (GO): fatty acid synthase complex
Molecular function (GO): enoyl-[acyl-carrier-protein] reductase (NADH) activity; [acyl-carrier-protein] S-malonyltransferase activity; [acyl-carrier-protein] S-acetyltransferase activity
Source: RefSeq, a predicted model, not a curated record